AUCGAUAAUAAAAAUGGAUUUUUUACACCCUAAAGUCGCAAAAAAACGUAUAGUUUUGGAAUUUUUCGUUUAGUAAUUAGAUCUACAUGAUUAACCCUUAAGUACCAUGGCGGAGUCAAAUUUGACCCUCCACGUUUUGUAUGCCAAGUUUCGCAGCCAAAACAUUUAUGGCGCGCUGCGCCCGUUCUGCUAAUCUUCGAUUCCAUUAAUUUAUCUGUUACCACUGCAGAGUUAGGCACAUGUCAAUAACUUAUUAAGGACCAUUUGACUCAUAGAGCUCAGCAUGUUUACGGAGAGAACUUCGUAGUGUCAUUUUUAAAGUUUCCGGACUUCAGGAACCAGUGGAGAGGAAGGUGUAAAAUAUCGCCAUAUUCUAAAAAUCAAGAAAGAAAGCUCAUCGUGCGAUAAAUGUCGAGAAUUUAUUCGCAAAAAUCAUGCCCGCACGAAAACGUUAUGCAUAAGUUGUGUUGAAAAGU
Messenger RNA from Acanthoscelides obtectus, 476 nucleotides. The record is from the annotation of a GenBank genome assembly. Lineage: Eukaryota; Metazoa; Arthropoda; Insecta; Coleoptera; Chrysomelidae.